CUUUAUUCUGGAUCACUAAAAAAGUUUGUGUAUGUAUUAGGACGGGGGUUCUUAAGUAAUAACAAACAGAAAAUGCAUUGACCAUUUAAGACUUUUAUUAAAUAAGUUAUUUAAAUAAACACGAAAAGAAACCUGACAAUGAGUAAAAAAUGAAUCCUGAGGUGUUCGUGAAGAACUAACGUUUUACGAUAUAAAUAGGAAACGUACCAUAUGUUUUGGGUACGAUAUUACAAGUAGGUUAUACGAUCUACUCUUGUUAGUUCGAAGUCUUAGAGUUCAUGUAGUAACAUAAGAAUUAAUUUUGCUUUCUCUUUCGAUUGAAAAGAAAAAUAUAUUUAAAGGACUAAACAACCUUCUGUUCUAACAUAUUAUUAAAAUACCAUGAUCAGAGAUGAAAUUAAUGAUAAACUGUUAUCUGAAGACAUUGGAAAUCGAGCUUGGACCUUUAGGAGAGACGUAAAAAGGCUUAACUGAAGAAAGAGAGUUAUACUAGGUAGAUUUUCGGAACUUGAGGAAUGAAAUUGAACCACACCGUAUGUAGUACCCAUCACGUGACCAUGACCGAUUCCAACUACCAACAAAUCUUCAACUACUUCAGACAUUGCUAUUAUCUAACCCAGGCGUUGAUGUUUGAGGACAGGAAGCCCUACUUGGAGAGAAUGAACGAGUUACUCCAAGAAACUUGGUAUGACUUCAUCUGGAGAACUGACCUGAGCAGUGAGUUACUUGUCAAGAUGCAAGCUGCUAAGGAAAACCUGUUGAAACAGUCAUUGGAAGACAUCUCCUACAUCUCCAUGCAGGUUUCUCGAAUGACUAAGGAACGUAACGUAUCGGACCGAACCCUCAUCUUGCUGUGUACCUUCUUCAUCCUAAUGUUCUUCAUUGUCGCUAUCAUUAUCAAGUUUGCAAUAUCCCCAAAUCUGAAGAGUCCUUCUUAUAGUGAACAGUGUACAAGCGAAAUAGAUGUAAGAAGGAUGAACGUAGAACCUCCUAAGAUAUCACCUAGCAGUUCUGAAGGCCACAUGGUGUACUACGAGACUCAUUUUCUCACUUGCAUUGGAGAUAGAAAAAAAGGAGAAUGUUCUAUACCCUCUCAAAUUCAUAUCAAGAUGUGUUGCUCUCACGAAGCCUGCAACAGGAAUCCGGAGAUAGUAAUGCAGAAAUGCAAGAUUCACGACAGGACGUCAGAGACAGAAUUGUCAUACGUACCGUCGCAUAACGGACAAACUUCGAUUGGCCUGCGCAUGCAAGAAGGGGAGUAGUUUAUACUCAAAGUUGACCGGAUCUUGUUUUAACUUCUUCCAAGUCAAAUUAUUCCAGGAAUGUAGGAAACCUCCAGUAAGGAUGAGUUCUGUGUAUUUGACCUCUUCCGGUGUCAGUAUGAGUGACGAGUUUAUUCCAGUUUUCACUACUGUGAGGGAAAUGAAAUUAAUAAAUGAGAAGAACAAAAAUAAAGAUUCCUAGACAAAUUGGUACUUGUGAAUCGACUUCGAAAACUAAUCCAAAAUAAUAAUAAAUAAUGGACGAGUGGCUUGAGUUUCAAUUU
Molecule: messenger RNA, 1546 nt
Organism: Nezara viridula (southern green stink bug)
Lineage: Eukaryota; Metazoa; Arthropoda; Insecta; Hemiptera; Pentatomidae
Source: the annotation of a GenBank genome assembly